GAGAUCCGGCGCUUCCGAAGUGUGCUGCUCUCUGGAAGAUGUGUUAGCCGCGGAGAGCGGGGAGGGAGCUCCAACCCGCACACAACAGGAGGCAUGCACUAGCUGCAUGAGGGGCGGAGGGAGCAGAGAACCAGUCACAGGGAGAUACAGGCAACAGGGAGGGGGGGUGAGAGGUGCAGGGGCAGCCCCCCGGGGGUUGCAGGGCUCGGCGGGGGAGGGAAGCAGCCGCGAUCCCCGGGGCCGGAGGGAGCUGCAGCCGGCGCUGGGGUGAGGAUGAGGAAGACCGCGGCAUCCAGCAAGCGGGGAACACAAGAGGCGAACCCACCCCCUGCGCAGCUGGAGAAAUGCGGCUGGAUCCGGAAGUACUGCGGAAGAGGGAUAUUUCGGGAGAUCUGGAAGAGCCGGUACCUGACACUGAAGGUGGAUCAGAUGUACAUCUCGGAGAAGGAGAGCAAGGACGAGAAGUCGGCGCUGGAGAGGUUCGACCUGACCGACUACGACAAGUGCGAAGAGCUUCGCAAGUCAAAGAGCCGCAGCAAGAAGAACCACAGCAAGUUCACGCUGGUGCGCAGCCGGCAGCCGGGCAACACGGCGCCCAACCUCAUUUUCUUGGCGCUCAGUCCCGAGGAGAAAGAGUCCUGGAUUAACGCCCUCAGUACUGCCCUCAGCAGGGCCAAGAAUCGCAUCCUGGAUGAGGUCACUGUGGGUGAGGAGAGUUUCCUAGCUCACCCGACCCGGGACAGAGUGAAGAUCCAGCACUCCCGCCGCCCCCCCACCCGUGGGCACCUGACGGCCGUGGCCUCCACCUCCACGUCGGACGGGAUGCUGACCCUCGACCUGAUCCAGGAGGAGGACGGCGAGCAGCCGCGGCCAGAGAGCGACCCCGAGGCGGCGCCGGGCCCCGGGGGCCCCGGGCGGCAGCGGCAAUCGGCCGCCUCCUUGGACCAGGACACCCCCCCGGAGCCCUGGAGCCCGGGCUUCGGCCAGCGGGGCAAGUGCGUGUCGGAGGAGACGCUGCUGGGGCCCGGAGCCAGCGGCCGGGGCAGCUCGGAGGGCGAGCGGCUCGCCCGGGUCCGGGACCUCGUCGCCCUCAAGCUGCAGAGGACUCAGCUGCUGCUGCUGGAGUCGCAGCCCCGCAGGCAAGGCCCCGGCCCCGGCUCCGGCUCCGGCCUGGGCCCUGAGCCCGACGCCCGCCUCCAGGCCCAGGGCCUGCUGGCCGAGGCCCUGUCCAACUGGAGCCAGGCCCAGCAGGUGCUGGAGGAGAUCCAGGAACUGAGGCAGCUGUGCGGGGAGCCCGAGCCCGGCACCGCCGGCCGCAGGGGACUGAUGUGAGGGCCCGGGAGCGGCCCCUCCAGCCCCACCUCCUGUCCUGGGGGGGCGGUCCCAUCGGCGUUAGGGGCGGGGCCUCUCAUUGCAGAGGGCGGGGCCUUCAUGUG
Messenger RNA from Pristis pectinata (smalltooth sawfish), 1436 nucleotides. RefSeq names its product pleckstrin homology domain-containing family O member 1-like. The transcript is spliced from 6 exons. Lineage: Eukaryota; Metazoa; Chordata; Chondrichthyes; Rhinopristiformes; Pristidae. Bases 274 to 1332 code for a protein of 352 amino acids. Gene Ontology annotation, cellular component: muscle cell projection membrane; ruffle membrane. The record is from RefSeq and is a predicted model, not a curated record. Gene Ontology annotation, biological process: regulation of myoblast fusion.